This is a messenger RNA of Xenopus laevis (African clawed frog), 1846 nucleotides long. RefSeq names its product betacellulin S homeolog (gene btc.S). The record is from RefSeq and is a predicted model, not a curated record. Gene Ontology annotation, cellular component: extracellular region; plasma membrane. Gene Ontology annotation, molecular function: epidermal growth factor receptor binding; growth factor activity; receptor ligand activity. The transcript is spliced from 6 exons. NCBI's taxonomy places the organism in Eukaryota, Metazoa, Chordata, Amphibia, Anura, Pipidae. Bases 639 to 1154 code for a protein of 171 amino acids. Gene Ontology annotation, biological process: epidermal growth factor receptor signaling pathway; positive regulation of mitotic nuclear division; positive regulation of cell population proliferation.
GAGGUCUCUCUCUCUUGUGAAGUCGGCGGUGCGCGUCAGACGGGAGAAGUGGAAGAUUAAAGACGCAUGUAAAAAUAGGGGCGUGUGAUUCAUGAUGGGCGUGGAGCAUAGAAAAGCGAGGCGAGUGGAGGAAGAAUUAAAGGGCCACCAAGAUCAGUAUUUUUAAUACACACCGAAUAGCUCUUGUAAUAAUAAAUACAUCAUGCCACAAAGAUUCUAUCUCUAAGUCCAGGCAGCAGAAUAGCAAACAGCCUGAAUAUUUCUGAGUCGCUUCUAUUCUAAUUUCUAACUCUACGAAGUGUCUGUCAUAUUUGGAAUUGAGCAGCUUCGGCAAUCGACAAGACAAGAGGGCGGCAGCAUGAUUAAUAUUAGUAAGGGGAAGGAUGUGAUGAAUUGUACUCCACUUUAAGAUAUUAACUUAGCUCACAGUUUAAUAUAGCUCCAGAAUGGCUCCACCCCUGCUUCUCCAAAUAGCCCAGCCCAUCAAUCCCAAAACAUUCAGUGCACACAGUGACGGUCAGCAACGUGUAACAGGUCUGGGGACAGUACCAAUUAUCCUGACAGGGGGAUCCUGAUGUGUUUUGCGAAGGUAGGGGACCAAUUUAACAGUCUGUCGGGGGACUGAUGCAAACUGAUUGAUGGACUCGCUCACACUCGGCAAGUACCUGCUGCUGCUGCCUCUUUUUGUAGGUUUUACUGUGUUGCCAUUUGCGAAUACAGAUGGAAAUUCCACUGCACAUCCUGAAACAACAAGCCCACCUUGUCCUCAGUAUACAGAAGACUGCACAGAACUGUCUCCACAAUCAAAAUGGAGUGGUCAUUUUUCUCGAUGCCCCAAGACUUACAGACACUACUGCAUUAAAGGGAAGUGCCGAUUUGUUACUGAGGAAAAUAUACCUGCAUGUAUAUGUGACUUAGGUUAUACAGGAGCAAGAUGCGAAUACUUUGACUUAUUUUACUUGAAAGGGGAUAGACGGCACUAUAUAGUGAUUGGCCUGAUUGUUGCUUUGAUGGCUCUCAUCAUUCUUAUUGUUGGUAUAUGCAUCUGUACACAUUUUUGGAAAAAAACUCAAAGGAAGAAAAGGAAAGAAAAAGAAGGUGAAGGACGGAAUAACAAUUUCACAACCAAAAUGGAAGAAACUCAAUUGGUAUAGGUCACAAAGAAGGUACCUGCGGGCAGGUUUUAUGCUGCUGCUAUAGAGUAAAUGAUAAGCUGUUUCACCAUAAGGAGAGCAAAUCCCAGUGAAGCUUGCUGAAUGCUAUACAUUGUUAAGGCCAGUGGCGAUCAGUGAUGCUGUACUUUCAGGAUGAAAAAUGAAUGGGCUAUCAGAGAGUUUGUUUCAUCAAUGAGUGAUACAGCUUCUUCCAGUCAUGUCUGUCUGUAAAUGUUUGUGUAUGUGUUUGUGUACAAGGCUUUUUAACACUAUGUAUAAGCCCCAACUUGUAAAUUAUAUGCAGAAAAACAGUAUUAAUGAUGACAUUGGUAUACAUCAGAUAUGAUAAAUAGAAAAUUAUUAAUUUUGUAUAAAUAUCUUUGUCAUAGCCAGAAUUCUUUCUUGUCUCUAAAAGAGGGUAUUAUUAAAGAAAACAGCCAUAACCAUUAACUUUUUUCAUUUACCAGGAAACAGCAUGCAAAUGUUUUUUUACAAAUCUGUUUAGAGGAGCAAUACUUCAUUUGCCAAAAUUAGCAUUUUAGAAUAUGGAGUUUGGAAACGGCUGAUGGGCCAUAAAUCAGCUCUUGUAAUAGGCUCAUGAAUUACCACACAUUAGCUGAAAGUGUGAGGUUUGCUUAUAAAGUUAUAUAGCAAUUUACUUAUUGCUCAGCACUUAAGCUGAUUAAAACAAA